Colletotrichum truncatum is the source of this 2100-nucleotide messenger RNA. Lineage: Eukaryota; Fungi; Ascomycota; Sordariomycetes; Glomerellales; Glomerellaceae. The record is from RefSeq and is a predicted model, not a curated record.
AUGGCGCCAAAAACAUCAUCAGAACCCCUCUCCGUCUCCUCCUUUGCAAAUACCCAGCUCUCCCUCCUCUCCGCCGAACUCGCCGCCGAGAUCGCAGAGUCUUCCGCGCUGGUUUCCCUGCACUCCCCCACCGCCCUGCAGCGCGCCGGCCUCGCGCUCUCUAACCUCGUCGUCGGCGCCCGCCGGACGGGUCUCGGCGGCCGCACGGUGCUGGAACUCAACCCGGACCCGGCAGUGUCGUCGGAGCUUCCCGAGCACGGCCUCCGGCCCGGCGACAUCGUCCUGGUGGCCGAGCAGCCUACCGGCAAUGCCAAGAAGAGGGAGGUCAAGGAGCUCGAGAGCAAAGGCGCCCGGGGCGUCAUCACGAGGGUACGGAAUGAGAGUGUCGGUGUCGCUGUUGAUGAGGGCAAGGGGGAGGAAAGAGAGUUCAACGGACGGGUUUGGAUCGUCAAGGUCGCCGACGAUGUCACGUACCGGAGGAAGGGAGAUGCUAACGAUAGCAGGAUGAACCAAACCAUGGAAAGGCUGGAGAAGAUGACAGAGGCAGAGUAUACUGCCUUCAUGCGUGUGCUCUUCGGCCUUUCGAGUCCCUCACCUGUGCCAGCUGACCUAGCAUCCGACUCUCAGCUCUCCAAAAUCCAAUGGAUCGACCCCUCACUCAACGACUCCCAAAAGGACGCCAUUCGCUUUGCUCUUGCUUCCAGGGAGAUUGCCCUCAUCCACGGGCCGCCCGGCACUGGUAAAACCCAUACCCUCAUCGAAUUAAUCCUUCAGAUGCUCAAGCUCGAUCUCCGCAUCCUCGUUUGCGGACCAUCUAAUAUCUCAGUUGACAAUAUAGUUGAGCGCCUUGCGCCGCACAAGAUCCCCAUUCUUCGCCUGGGCCAUCCGGCCCGUCUGCUACCCAGUGUCCUCGCACACUCUCUCGACGUACUCACUCAGACAUCAGAGGCGGGAGCGAUCGUCAAGGACGUUCGCGCCGAGAUGGACGCUAAGCAGGCCUCCAUCAAGAAGACUCGCAACGGCCGCGAGCGGCGUCAGAUCUACGCCGACCUCAAAGAACUGCGCAAGGAAUUCCGUGAGCGUGAGCGCCGCUGCGUCAGCAACAUUGUACGCGAGAGCAAGGUUGUCCUGGCGACACUGCAUGGCGCGGGCGGCCACCAGCUCCGAGACCAACAGUUUGAUGUAGUCAUUAUUGAUGAGGCCAGUCAGGCCCUUGAGGCACAGUGUUGGGUCCCCUUAUUGUCGGCGAAAAAGGCAGUCUGCGCAGGUGAUCACCUGCAGCUGCCGCCAACCAUCAAGUCGCUCAAUUCCAAAGUGAAGAAGGCCCCGACCGAAGAUGGAGAGAAGCAGAUCAAAGGGAUGACACUGGAAACGACACUCUUUGAUAGGCUACUUGCCCUCCAUGGCUCAUCCAUCAAGCGCAUGCUUACUACACAGUACCGAAUGCAUGAGAAGAUCAUGAGGUUCCCCUCAGAUGAGCUCUACGACGGGAGACUUAUUGCUGCGGAAGCAGUCAAGGAACGUCUUCUGAAGGACUUGCCCUAUGAGGUCGAAGACACAGAAGACACGAAUGAGCCUCUGAUCUUCAUCGACACGCAAGGGGGUGACUAUCCGGAGAAGAGUGAAGACGAUGACAAGGAUGCAGUCAAGAAAGCCAAAUUCAGUCUCCAUGGUGAGAGCAAGAGCAAUGAGAUGGAGGCGGAAUUAGUGCGGCAGCAUGCUAAGAGCCUGGUUGAUGCUGGAGUCAAGCCAGAGGAUAUCGCUGUUGUCACCCCGUACAAUGCUCAGCUUGCUAUCCUCGCGCCGAUGAAAGAGCUGUUCCCAGGAAUUGAGCUGGGGAGCGUAGACGGCUUCCAGGGGCGCGAAAAAGAGGCCGUCAUAGUCAGCCUCGUACGGAGCAACUCUGAAGGAGAAGUAGGGUUCCUUGGCGAAAAGCGUCGAUUGAACGUGGCGAUGACGAGACCCAAACGCUCACUGACAGUGGUCGGGGAUUCAGAGACGGUCAAAAGAGGCAGUGCGUUCCUCAAGAGAUGGAUGGAGUUCCUCGAAGAGAACGCGGAUCUGCGCUAUCCAGACUUGUCGACGCUUCAGGGAUCUUGA